UUUAAAUUGAACUCCACCUUCAACCCCAAAACCCUAAAACUUUCUACAGUACAUUACAGAGCCCCUAAAACCCUGUUGAAGCUCAAAAUAAAAUAAAAUGGGGCGUAACAAGAACACAAAACAAAACUCUUCUUCAACCGACAAUGGAAAUUUUGAAAACCCAGAUAGCAUGAGUGUUGAUGAAGUAACCAUUGGUGAAAUUACCAUUAACGAAGCUGGAGCAAGCUCCAAUCUUCCCAAUGAUAGAACCAGCGCAGAUUAUUACUUUGAUUCUUACUCCCACUUUGGUAUUCAUGAAGAAAUGUUGAAGGAUGUGGUGAGAACCAAGACAUAUCAAAAUGUUAUUUAUAAAAAUGACUUUCUUAUUAAAGACAAGGUGGUUCUUGACGUUGGAGCAGGGACUGGAAUCUUGUCACUUUUUUGUGCCAAAGCAGGGGCUAAGCAUGUCUAUGCGGUAGAGUGCUCCGACAUGGCAGACAUGGCAAAGCAGAUUGUUGAAACAAAUGGAUACUCUGAUGUCAUCACUGUUCUGAAGGGGAAAAUUGAAGAACUUGAGCUUCCUGUUAAAGUAGAUAUUAUCGUGUCCGAGUGGAUGGGCUACUUCCUUUUGUAUGAGAACAUGUUGAAUACAGUUCUCUAUGCCCGUGAUAAGUGGUUGGUUGAAGAUGGUAUUGUCUUCCCAGAUAAAGCUGCUCUUUAUAUAACGGCCAUUGAGGAUGCAGAGUACAAAGAGGACAAAAUUGAGUUUUGGAACGAUGUUUAUGGUUUUGACAUGAGCUGUAUAAGAAAGCAAGCCAUGCUUGAGCCACUAGUUGAUACAGUUGACCAAAAUCAAAUUGUCACAAAUAGCUGUCUACUCAAGACAAUGGACAUAUCUAAGAUGACACCCGGUGAUGCUUCCUUCACUGCUCCUUUUAGACUAGUGGCAGAGCGCAAUGACUACAUUCACGCUCUUGUAGCUUAUUUUGAUGUGUCAUUUACAAGGUGCCAUAAAUUAAUGGGCUUCUCGACAGGACCAAAAUCACGAGGAACACACUGGAAGCAGACCGUCUUGUACCUCGAGGAGAAGAUUGUAAUGUGCGAAGGAGAAGCUAUUGUUGGAACAAUGUCUGUUUCCCAGAACAAGAAGAAUCCUCGUGAUGUCGAUAUAAUGAUCAAUUAUUCGUUUGAAGGCAAAAAUUGUGCAGUAAAAAAGACUCAAUGUUACAAGAUGCGAUAGUUCAAGUUCAAAUUAAACUUCCAUUUUUCUUGUCAAAGCUCGAGAAAUUUGCAGUUUUUGAGAGGUAUGCAGAUUCGAUUUCCUCCUUAUAUUAGACAAUGUGUGAGGAGGAGAUGAAGUUUGCGACUAUGGCAUUCAUUUUUUUAAAAAUUUUCGUUUAUUUUUUUUUUGAAAUGAAUUAAUUUGUCAUGUUGUAAUAUUUAGUGAACUAUUUAAAAUUUUGGUAAUUUGAUGUAUUCUUUGAUAUUUUAAUGUCUUUAGUCUUGUCAUUUACCAACAA
This is a messenger RNA of Spinacia oleracea (spinach), 1499 nucleotides long. RefSeq names its product protein arginine N-methyltransferase 1.1. Gene Ontology annotation, biological process: chromatin remodeling; peptidyl-arginine methylation, to asymmetrical-dimethyl arginine. Gene Ontology annotation, molecular function: histone methyltransferase activity; protein-arginine N-methyltransferase activity. The coding region runs from base 98 to 1219 and encodes 373 amino acids. Lineage: Eukaryota; Viridiplantae; Streptophyta; Magnoliopsida; Caryophyllales; Amaranthaceae. The record is from RefSeq and is a predicted model, not a curated record. The transcript has 9 exons. Gene Ontology annotation, cellular component: nucleus.